Messenger RNA from Puma concolor (puma), 764 nucleotides. NCBI's taxonomy places the organism in Eukaryota, Metazoa, Chordata, Mammalia, Carnivora, Felidae. The record is from RefSeq and is a predicted model, not a curated record.
AGCAGCGGCCCAGCGCACAGAGGAAGCUUGAGAAGCGGCACGUCCCACCGGACACUUCCCUCUCGCUGCUCCCCGCCGCUGCCACCGCCUCCUGAGCCGAGCAAGACAUGAGCCAGGCCCGCUGGACCGGGAAGAGAACAGACAUGCUUCCGGAGAUCGCCGCCGCCGUGGGCUUCCUCUCCAGCCUCCUGAGGACCCGGGGCUGCGUGAGCGAGCAGAGACUAAAGGUUUUCAGCGGCGCUCUCCAGGAGGCACUAACAGAGCACUACAAACACCACUGGUUUCCUGAGAAGCCGUCAAGGGCCUGCCAAGCUACCGCCAGUAUCCUGACCAACCACAAGAUGGAUCCCAUCAUCAGCAAGGUGGCCAGCCAGAUCGGACUCAGCCAGCCCCAGCUAAAGCCAAGCUGCCCAGUGAGCUGGGACUCCCACCCUCAACAGGUGUCCCACCCAUUGGGGAGUGAUGGCCCACCUGCCUGCACAGAGGCCCCGGUGGCAGCCUCCUAUGGGCUCCUCACCUGCAAGAACCAAAUGAUGCUGGGGCCGAGCAGCCCUCAAGAAUCCACACGUGAUGGCGGCUCAGAUCCCCGGCCAGCCCACCAGGAGAGUCUGAAGGAGACCCAGCUCUCAGAACCUCCUGGUGCCCUGGAGGGCUUCGGGAACUAUCCCUCCGUCCUCGGGACUCUGGCUGGCUGGUCGGCCUCGCAGGCAGAGGAGUUUCUGGGAGAGUCUGAGAAGCUCUACCCAAGACGCCGAAUCCCCUGA